GAUGGCCGCAGUGGCCAGGCAGACCCAGAGACACAGAGGGAGGCUGGCUCCGGAGCACGCAGGAGGCAUGAGAGGGAGGGCCAGGGCCAGGAUUCACCAUGAACCAGCCGCAGACUGGCCAGUGGCUUGGGGGAGACAGAAACCAAGGCAACUGCAGGUCUGGGGCCUAAGCACCCACUGGAUGUUCACACUGAACAUGUUCCUGGGGCUCUGAAAGGGUAGAUCUGGGACGGGCCUGAGGCAAUGUUAAGUGUGAGGCCAAACGUGCCGGGAGAGAUGUGACCAGAUGGAAGAUGGAGACUUAGGCUGGGGCAAGGUUCAGGGGAGUUGGGUCAGGGAAACGCUUGCGUUUCCAUGGUAUUUGCAUCCUUCAGACUGGAACUGGGAAGGUAACUAGAAAACAAACAGGAGUAAAGGCCCGAGCUCUGCACCUGCUGCCAUUUAGAGGCCUGAGGGAGAUGGGUGGAGUGAGAGGGAAGGAACAAUGGUGACUGAACCGACUGCCGACUGCCGCUUGGAUGAGAGUGGGCAUUGGUGACUUAGGAAAGAGCCAUUACCAGGGAAUUCAAGAACCAAGACCAACAGAAUGGGUGGGCUGAGGGGAGAUGGGGGAAGAGUCAGUGGGAAGAAGUGAGGACACAGAGUCUUCCUGGGCACAGGGACAAAAGGAGACAGGGAAAACGGUAUGCACAGCUGCAGCAGAUACACUGCCACUGUCACAGACAGGGUCCCUGUCCCAAGUGGGGAUUGGACAGGCAUGCCAGGACACAGGCACACACAUGAGGUCGGACAGGCAAUGGCACACAUGGGGACAGACCAAGUGCCUGUGACACAGGCAUCCCUUCACACACAGGGACCGUGCAUCGUGUCUAUUAAACACAGUCACACACUAGCUGUAGGUCCUGCUGGGCACAGACUGCCCCCGAGUCCCCAAGUCCCCAGACCCCUGUGACAGAGACCUUUGUGGGGUGAAGACUGAGCACAGGGAGAGGGUCUUGGGCAGUGGGCAGUGGGGGGCAGGCUUUAGCAGCGUGGCUUUGAUGGGACGGCCCAUGCUGGCUGGGCCUUGGCUGGGACUGAGGCCUGUGCCCUAAGCUGCCAAGAGGAGGUUGUGCCCCUGGAGUUUCUGGAAGGCUCUGUUUGCAGCCCCUCCACCCCGCAGUGAGAGAGAGAGAGAGAGAGAGUGGCAGUGGGUGGCAGCUGAGGUGAGGGAAAGCGGUCUUUGCUGCUAGAGCUGGACUGGCCUCUCCCAUGAUGGGUAGCGGGGUUCCCUGAGGAGGGCUGUGCCAGGCAGUGAGCUCACAUUUGGGUAGGGACAGCAGAAAUAUCUAGAGGGAGCCCUGGCCACCUUCCCCUCCUGAAGUGAGCUGGGUCCCACAGAGCCGGACCCCACAGCCCCCAGCCUCAGUCCUACCUCCUCCUAAAGUUUGCUGGAGUGGCCUGGCCCUCUUGGUCCAGGGGGAGCCCGCCACCCUGGGUGAGGGAUCAGGGGCCCAUCUAGUACUCCAGAGAAGGAAAUUCCAGUAUCUUCCACACCUCACCACUUAGCCCAGUCCAGGCCUCCAUCCCCUGCUCUCUCUGGCCACUGGUACCCAGGCAGUGAGACCUGGGACACAGCCAUAGCCCUGGAGAGGGCGCUGGCCCCCAGAUGGCUUGCUCAAUAUUUGUUGACUGACUGACUAAGUGAAUGCCCAGCCCGCUGAGUGCUGUGUGGUGGGGUGUGUCCUGCAGGGCAGGAGCUGGGAUUCAGUUACAGUGGCAGGGGCCAGGAGUAGGGAGGCAGAGACUGGCCCUGUGCCAGGCCCAGCACUGCCCACAGGCAGGGUGAAGGCGCGGGAGCAGUUUCCAGCAGUUGUACAGGUAGCCAGGCGUUGGUCUCCAGCCUGAGAACUCUGGCUCUUGUUCCUUGCGUCAUCCCAUAUUCCUGCUUGGCCUAGGAUGGACAUCAGCAAGGGCCUCCCAGCCAUCCAGGGAGGCCUCCACAUAUGGAUCACUGAGAACCAGAAGAUGGUGCCGGUACCCGAGGGGGCUUACGGGAACUUUUUUGAGGAACACUGCUAUGUCAUCCUCCACGUUCCCCAGAGCCCGAAGGCCACGCGGGGGGCGUCCAGCGACCUGCACUACUGGAUCGGGAAGCAGGCGGGUGCGGAGGCGCAGGGCACUGCGGCAGCCUUCCAGCAGCACCUACAGGAGGAGCUGGGGGGCCAGACCGUGCUGCACCGCGAGGCACAGGCCCACGAGUCCGACUGCUUCUGCAGCUACUUCCGCCCGGGAAUCAUCUACAGGAAGGGAGGCCUAGCUUCUGACCUCAAGCAUGUGGAGACCAACUUUUUCAACAUCCAGCGACUGUUGCACAUCAAAGGGAGGAAGCACGUGUCUGCCACUGAGGUGGAGCUCUCCUGGAACAGCUUUAAUAAGGGGGACAUCUUCCUGCUGGACCUAGGCAAGAUGAUGAUCCAGUGGAAUGGGCCCAAGACCAGCAUUUCUGAGAAGGCUCGGGGGCUGGCCUUGACCUACAGCCUUCGGGACAGGGAACGUGGUGGUCGUGCACAGAUUGGUGUAGUGGAUGAUGAGGCCAAAGCCCCGGACCUCAUGCAGAUCAUGGAAGCUGUGCUGGGCCGCAGGGUGGGCAGCCUGCGUGCCGCCAUGCCCAGCAAGGAUAUCAACCAGCUGCAGAAGGCCAGUGUCCGCCUGUACCAUGUCUAUGAGAAGGGCAAAGACUUGGUGGUCGUGGAGUUGGCGACCCCCCCACUGACCCAGGACCUGCUGCAGGAGGAGGACGUCUACAUCCUGGACCAGGGUGGCUUCAAGAUCUAUGUGUGGCAGGGACGCAUGUCUAGCCUCCAGGAGAGACAGGCUGCCUUCAGCCGGGCUGUGGGCUUCAUCCAGGCCAAGGGCUACCCGACCUACACCAACGUGGAGGUGGUGAACGACGGCGCCGAGUCGGCCGCGUUCAAGCAGCUCUUCCGGACUUGGUCUGAGAAGCGGAGCAGGAACCAGAAGCUCGGCGGGAGGGAUAAAUUGAUUCAUGUAAAGCUGGACGUGGGCAAGCUGCACACCCAGCCUGAGUUAGCGGCCCAGCUCAGGAUGGUGGACGACGGCUCUGGGAAGGUGGAGGUGUGGUGCAUGGAGGACUUACGCAGGCAGCCCGUGGACCCUAAGCGUCAUGGACAGUUGUAUGCAGGCAACUACUACCUUGUGCUCUACACGUACCAAAGGCUGGGCCGUGUCCAGUACAUCCUGUACCUAUGGCAGGGCCGCCAGGCCACUGCAGAUGAGAUCAAGGCCCUGAACAGCAAUGCUAAGGAGCUGGACGUCAUGUAUGGUGGCGCCCUAGUGCAGGAGCAUGUGACCAUGGGCAGCGAGCCCCCCCACUUCCUCGCCAUCUUCCAGGGCCAGCUGGUGAUCUUCCAGGAGAGAGCUGGGCACCAUGGAAAGGGGCAGUCAGCGUCCACCACGAGGCUUUUCCAUGUGCAAGGCACUGACAGCCAAAACACCAAGACCAUGGAGGUGCCAGCCCGUGCCUCGUCCCUCAACUCCAAUGACAUCUUCUUGCUGGUCACAGCCGGCGUCUGCUACCUCUGGUUUGGGAAGGGGUGUAAUGGUGAUCAACGUGAGAUGGCACGGGUGGUGGUCACUGUCAUUUCCAAGAAGAACGAGGAAACAGUACUGGAGGGUCAGGAGCCUCCCCACUUCUGGGAGGCCCUGGGAGGCCGGGCCCCCUACCCCAGCAAGAAAAGGCUCCCUGAGGAGGUCCCCAGAUUCCAGCCACGACUGUUUGAGUGCUCCAGCCAGAUGGGCUGCCUGGUCCUGGCAGAAGUGGUGUUCUUCAGCCAGGAGGACCUGGACAAGUAUGACAUCAUGUUACUGGACACCUGGCAGGAGAUCUUCCUGUGGCUUGGGGAAGCUGCAAGUGAGUGGAAGGAGGCAGUGGCCUGGGGCCAGGAGUACCUGAAGACCCACCCAGCAGGGAGGAGCCCGGCCACACCCAUCGUGCUGGUCAAGCAGGGCCAUGAGCCUCCCACCUUCACUGGAUGGUUCUUCACUUGGGACCCCUACAAGUGGACCAGCCACCUGUCCGACACGAAAGUGGUGGAGGGCAGCCCGGCAGCAGCAUCAACCAUCUCUGAGAUAACAGCAGAAGUCAACAACUUCCGGCUAUCCAGAUGGCCGGGCAAUGGCAGGGCAGGUGCCGUGGCCCUGCAGGCCCUCAAGGGCUCCCAGGACAGCUCAGAGAAUGAGCUGAUGCGGGGCCCCAAAUCGGGUGGCACCAGAACCAGCAGCUCUGUCAGCAGCACCAGCGCCACAAUCAACGGGGGCCUGCGCCGGGAACAACUGAUGCACCAGGCCGCUGAGGACCUGCCAGAGGGCGUGGACCCUGCCCGCAGGGAGUUCUAUCUCUCAGACUCUGACUUCCAAGAUAUCUUUGGGAAAUCCAAGGAGGAAUUCUACAGCAUGGCCACGUGGAGGCAGCAGCAGGAGAAAAAGCAGCUGGGCUUCUUCUGACCCCAAGCCCUCUCGACUGCCCCUACCCCCCCCCACCCCAACAUACCUACAAUGCUGGGGAGGCCCUGCUUCCACUCCCCUCAGAGGCUUCUGGUCAUCCUCUGCUUGUCAGUAAAAGCAGGCAGUCCAUA
Messenger RNA from Macaca mulatta (Rhesus monkey), 4637 nucleotides. RefSeq names its product villin like (gene VILL). Lineage: Eukaryota; Metazoa; Chordata; Mammalia; Primates; Cercopithecidae. Gene Ontology annotation, biological process: barbed-end actin filament capping; actin filament severing; cytoskeleton organization. Gene Ontology annotation, cellular component: actin cytoskeleton; cytoplasm. The record is from RefSeq and is a predicted model, not a curated record. Gene Ontology annotation, molecular function: phosphatidylinositol-4,5-bisphosphate binding; actin filament binding.